This is a messenger RNA of Oldenlandia corymbosa var. corymbosa, 4846 nucleotides long. The record is from the annotation of a GenBank genome assembly. Lineage: Eukaryota; Viridiplantae; Streptophyta; Magnoliopsida; Gentianales; Rubiaceae.
UGAUGAACUCAAAAACAACAGAGGGAGAGAAUCUCGUUAAUUUGACGGUUAUUCAUUUUUCUGAAAACUAACUUGUGUCAAAAAGUAUUUACAAGUGCCUUAUAUAUUGCACUAACCGACUAACUCUCUAAUAUUUACAACCAUAUGCCUAAACUCCCUAAUAGUUACAAUUAAUACAAUUAUGAAAACUUCCAGUCAAGUCAAGUCACCCCUGGAUCAAAUCCCUUGUGCGUAAUCACCAUAUAUGUAGACUCCUUCAUUUGAUCACUCUUUAACCUUCAUUGUUGUCUCCGGUUGAAAAAAUGGAGAAUUAAUUUUGGAAUCAAUACUUCGGUGAAACCGUGAAAGAAAGGAGUAUUAAUUUCUUGCUUCUGAUUUGGGAACGAGAAGCAGAGCUCUCACGAUUUCUUCGCGGGAAUGAAGAGGUUUUCUGCAUAUUUGGGCAUGAUUUUUUUUGAGAAAGAGAAAGAGGAAGUAACCGGAUUUGGGCAUGAAUUUUUUAUCAGGGUGAAAUUGGAAGUGAAAUUGGACUAUUUUUUUUUUGGAAGGAGGGAGUAGUAUUAUUAAAGUACAAGAGAAAGAAAGAGACGUGUAGUAGUAAAUUUGGCCAAUCAAAUCCUUGUUGUCCAACUGGCCUCUCUUCUCAUUCUCAACUUCACGCACACACACACAGGCACGCUUCUAAAUUUCCUUCCAAGUUCCAUCCAUCCAUCCAUUAAAUCGAAACGAUCCAGAAUCGUCAUCAUCAAAUCAUCACAGACCGCAGGAGAGAAUUUGAGAGUAUGGAGGAUAUCAACAACAACCACCACGAGGGCGGCGCCGUCCAGCAGCGGAGGCCCAAGACCAAGAUCGUCUGCACGCUAGGUCCCGCAUCCCGCUCAGUUCCGAUGCUAGAGAAGCUGCUUAGGGCUGGGAUGAACGUCGCGAGAUUCAAUUUCAGCCAUGGAUCCCACGAAUACCAUCAAGAGACGCUCGAUAAUCUCCGCUCCGCCAUGGAUAACACCGGUAUCCUCUGCGCCGUCAUGCUCGAUACCAAGGGUCCAGAGAUUCGGACUGGGUUUUUAAAAGACCAGAAGCCGAUCCAACUGAAACAGGGUCAGGAGAUCACCAUCUCCACUGAUUAUACCAUUAAAGGUGAUGAGAAUAUGAUCUGCAUGAGCUACAAGAAGUUGGCUGAGGACGUAAAGCCAGGAAUGGUAAUACUAUGUGCAGACGGCACCAUUUCAUUCACUGUUCUGUCUUGUGACAAAGAACAGGGAAUUGUUCGAUGCCGCUGUGAAAACACUGCAGUUCUUGGUGAGAGGAAGAAUGUCAAUCUACCUGGAGUCAUUGUGGACUUGCCAACUUUGACAGAGAAGGACAAGGAAGAUAUCAUGAAGUGGGGAGUUCCCAAUAAAAUUGACAUGAUUGCUCUAUCUUUCGUGCGCAAAGGUUCAGAUCUGAUUGAGGUUAGGAAGCUGCUCGGGGAACAUGCAAAAAAUAUCCUUCUUAUGUCUAAGGUGGAGAAUCAAGAAGGAGUUGCUAAUUUUGAUGAGAUUUUGGCUAACACUGAUGCGUUUAUGGUCGCUAGAGGUGAUUUGGGAAUGGAAAUUCCGAUUGAAAAGAUAUUCUUGGCUCAAAAGGUUAUGAUUUACAAGUGCAACAUCCAAGGGAAGCCUGUUGUAACAGCUACACAAAUGUUGGAGUCAAUGAUCAAAUCUCCUAGGCCGACUAGAGCAGAAGCUACUGAUGUUGCCAAUGCUGUUCUGGAUGGGACUGACUGUGUAAUGCUUAGUGGUGAAACAGCUGCUGGAGCUUAUCCAGAUCUUGCAGUAAGGACCAUGGCCAAAAUCUGCAUUGAAGCAGAAAGUACAAUCGAUUAUGCAGAUGUGUUUAAGCGGAUAAUGGUGAAUGCGCCUGUUCCCAUGAGCCCGUUGGAGAGUCUUGCAUCUUCAGCUGUUCGAACGGCCAACUCGGCUAAAGCAGCUCUUAUUUUAGUCUUAACCCGAGGAGGAAGUACAGCAAAGCUGGUUGCAAAAUACAGGCCUGGGAUGCCUAUUUUGUCGGUGGUUGUCCCGGAGAUUAAGACAGACUCCUUUGAUUGGUCUUGCAGCGAUGAAUCUCCGGCCAGGCAUAGUUUGAUCUUCCGGGGGUUGAUUCCCGUGCUUUGUGCAGGUUCAGCCAGGGCUUCUCACGAGGAAUCCACUGAAGAGGCACUGGAUUUUGCACUUCAGCAUGCUAAAGUAAAAGGGCUGUGCAAACAAGGAGAUGCGAUCGUGGCCUUGCACCGCGUCGGAACUGCUUCUGUCAUCAAGAUUGUGACAGUGAAGUGAAUCUGAUAUGAUUUCUGACUCAAAAGCUUAGGGGUGGUUGUGGUAAACUGAAAAAAUAACGCACUUCAAACUUUUCUUUGUUUAUUUUUUUUUCCUUGUAAAAUCAAGGCAGGUGCCUAGACUACACGUGAUUAUUCGGACUUUUCAUUCAGACCUUUAUUUAGUAUUUGUCCAGCAGAAAUUUUCCAACCCGUUGAGCUGGAACUGGCUGGCCUAUUUUGGCUUUUUGGUUUGUGGUUGAUGCUGCAGAAUGAUCGAAGUUUUUGGUCAUCAAGAGAAAUAUGUUAAAUGCAGGUAUAAAUCUUUGGAGUACUCUCAUAUAGCUUCUCGUGUACUCUUGUAGGCUUUGUAGUAUGUAGAUGUGGCUGAAAUGGGUAAUUACAGCUUGGGAGGUGGUUUUCCUUCUUGGAAAGCACCCCCAUUUUGGAAGAGCAGACAACGGGUGAAAUGGUUUUCAAUUUCUCUGUCGGCUAUUUCUCACUAUCUAGUAUCCAUCAAUCAUACAUCAUGCUCUCCUUUCUAACACCAUGACCAGUGAUACAAAUGUUCCACUUGAUGCAUAUCCGGGCUCAACACCCAGCAACAAACAUGAGGUUUGAUGAAUAUACAUGAGACAUGAAUUACGGAAACAUGAUAUUUACCAAAUCUAAUCAGAGUAGAUGAACAGAAAGACAGUAUGUAUGUAUUGUAUAUAUACAAACAUUAUUCCACAGGGCAAAAUAAAAAGGCAUAGUCCAAUCCAAAGCACAGAUCUAAGUAUGAAGAAUGUAAGUAGUACCCUCCUAAGGUGUAGGUGCAGCGCUAUUGGGAAGAUGGCUCCUGCUGCGAAGAAGAUGAAUUACCAUCGCCAGAUUGGGAAGUAUUGUUGUCAUUAUGAUUAAAAAAGUGACUCACUGGCCAUGGAAUGGGUAAUGAAAACCUCCCACCAAGUUCUCUCCUUCCACUUUCAUUUCUCCUUGUACCAGCAGCAGCAGCAGCAGCAUUGUCACCAAUGAAAGGAGGUUGGAGUUUUGAAUCAUCCUCAGAAGGCAGCUGAUAACGACAAACAGGGCAAGAACUGUGAAGUUGCAACCAAGGGAUAAUACAUCCGGAAUGGAAACAAUGGUGACAAGGCAUUUGCUUAGCCUCUGAACCAAUCUCGAAAUCUUCCAGGCAAACCGAACACUGUAGAGGAGAUGAUGAUGAGUCUUGUUGUUGGUGUUGGAUGUUGACAGUAGGCAGGGCUUCCACGGCGUCUUUCUGUGCGGGCGGAGUGCCGUAUCUGUUGAUAUGGUUGUCAGCUAAGUGCUGGAGCAACAUAUCCAAACCCGCACCCAAAAAAUAAUCCCCCAACGAAGAAGAAAACGGAUUAAUAUGGUUUGAUUCAACAUCAUCGGAAGAACCAGCUUGAAGGUCCAGGAUUGUUUGACUCAAGGGAUUUAUCAGGAUCACCCCCUCUCCGUCAUCGUCAUCAUCUUCUUCGGACCGCAUCCCGGCUCGAAUGCCCUGCAUAAGCCGGAGGAAAGGGGCUGAGCCUGAGUUUCUCCUCCGAAGAGGAAUUAUGGAUCCAAAUCCAGGCGGCAGCUGAUCAAGUUCGGAGUUGUCUUCCUCACGGCCGGCCCUCUCCACCUCCUGGCCUUGCGGACGGCUGGGAUAAUGAGAUUGAGGGGUGGUGUUGAUGAUGCCGAGCAAGAUAGGAGCCCAAAGGGAGAGAGCCCGGUGAUGUGAAUAGUAAUCAUCAUCAUCCUCAUUUGCAUUCCCACCAGGAGGAGGAGGAAGAGGAGACAUUUGCUCUAGGAAGCCGCCUUGGCAGUUGGGGCAUUUCACGGUCUCAAUCUCUAUGAUUGGGCCCACCAUCCGAGAGCAAGCGUGGCACCAAUAUUGCGAUAUGUUUGCUUUCUCCAUUGGCAGCGGCGGUGGCGGACGCGGUGGUUUUCUCCCUCCUGUCUUUUGUAAUCCGUGUCACCACCAGAAACCAAAGACCAAUCAAUGCGCUUAAUUCGAUUUCCAAAUUAAGAAGGGGGAACAUGAAGAGUUAAUGAAGCACGUCGUCUAGAUUACCAGGAGGAAAUCAAAAGCCAGAUAUCUUUUUUAAUUUGGAGGCUGAAAAUGAUUGAUUGAUGACGAUCAAAUCUUACAUCUAUAUAUAUCAGAGGAUCGUGUAGGCCGAAAAACAGAAGCAUCUGGAAUCCUCUCAAUUCAUUAUACACUUGUUUAAUGAGUGAGAAAAAAUCUUUUUUUUACCCGGAAAAAGAAAAGAUUGAAACGUAAAAUGAUGGAUGGCUAGCUGGGUUAAUAAUGAUACUAAAUUAAUAAUCGAACUGAUAACGCGGGAUGAUUUUUGUUCUUUGAACGAACUACAUUUUGCCUCUAAAUUUUGACCCAAUCUAUUAUAAACCUCCCGAAUUUUUAUUUUUAUUUUAUAAUACUACCACAUAUUUGCUUGACUCACACUUAACCUAUCAACUAGGCUUGUCUGUGUCGCGCGUUGUGCGACCAGUUUGUAUUAUAUAAUUAUUAUACUGUGUUUGUAACCAAAAAAUAGUAUUACAGAG